GUUGGAAUAUGGUGAAGUGGGAGCCAUAACGAACAGAACGAAAAACGACUGUCAUGAUAUCCACAGCAAUCCAUGUUUUAUGCUGCUUCUACAGUCACCUAAAUACCGAUUGAGUGGUCUUAAUCCGAAUACACAAUAUAAUAUCUCACUCAAGGCUUACAACAGUCAAGGAAAUGGUCCUCCCAAAUAUUUUACCUUUCAAACUGCAUCACUUACUUUGAGUAAGUAUUUGAAUUGCAUACCCUGUACAGUCUGUAGUCAGUUUGACUGCUUCGUUUAUGAUUGUUUUCAAUUCUUUUAUUUCAUUUGUUGAUUGAUUGUAAGUUUAUAUUGUAUUUCCCCCUUCCUUCUUCUAAAUAAGCCCAGGGUUGACCAUUUGUAAUAUUUGGGUCAUUCUGAGAAGAAACGUAAUGCAUCUUUAUAGUAAAAAAUCUCAUCUUGAUCAACUUUUUCAGUGUCAAAGUUCCAGAUGUGAUGUCAUAUUUUAUGUGAAUUUUUGGUACAAAAACAAAGGAAAACUAUAAUUUGCAAUUCACCUAAUGACAUAAUAUCCGGAAACUUUGACAGUGAAAAAGUUGAUCAAGAUGGGAUUUUUUACUAUGAAGACAUAUUACAUUUCUUCUUCGAAUGAGCCAAAUAUUACACAUACCAAAAAUCGUAUUAGUGCUUAUAGUCGCAUUGCAUGUAACCAAUCGGAUACGUACUGAGGCAGUGGUAGCGGUAGUCAAAUCUGAACUGCCGUAAUAACUGUCCUUUAACUUUAAUUUAUUUUAAUUCUAGGUAAAAAGAGUGGCUCUCCGGUGUACAAACAGAAUUGGUUUAUUACAAUUAUUUCUAUCAUUGUUCUGCUCAUGUUCAUUGUUGUAUUUAUUAUAUUUGUUCUAAAUAUCCGACGUUCUGAUCGAUACCUUGGUAAGUGCUUUAUGCUUUAGUAAUAGAAUACAAGUUGCAAAAUUGAGAAACAAGCUUUUAACUGAAGACCGAUGAAAAAAUACGUAUGCUUCGAAGCCAAAACAUGCAUGACAUUCUAUGUGAAUAAGAAACCCCGAUAGCCGGAGUUCAGAAUUCGGAAUUUAUGCCGAUUUAUGAACCCUCUCGCAGUAUUAUAUAGGACAGACCUACCAAACACGAAUUAGGCAACUUAUUCUAAUCUCUACCUAAGCUUCCAUAAACUAAAUCUAGAAUGAUAACUUUAGUUUUCUCUCGCCCUCUCAACAACCUUAUACACAUACAGUUAAUUCAAUGGACAACUUGUAUGUUAGACUAAAUUUUAAUCUAAGUAAAGAGAAGGUAAUCAAACACCACAGCUAAAAGAGAUCAUAAUGAAAUUAGUAAAACUGCAAAAUUUGGUUGCGAAAUGUUGUAAAGCUUGGAAAAUAUAGUCGCGCAAAGGUUGCAAAUUUUGUAUACAGCUAUAUUUCAAUUAAGGUUGUCCCUGAGCAAAGCGGAAAAGUCGAAUACGAGCGGAAAAGUCGAAUACAAGCGCAAAAGGCUUGCUGGGAAUCGCUAAAAAAUUCAUCAAGCCUUUCGCGCUCGUAUUCGACUUUUCCGCUUUGUUCGGGGACAACUUUAAUUGAAAUAGCUGUAUGUUAACUUUCGGCUCAAAAAUGGCAACAAUUACAAACAUAUACAAAAUAUGCAAACUUCGCAAGGCUAUAUUACCGAAAUCAGUAGAGUGUCUUUUCCGGAAGUUGAAAAGACAGUCAAAAGCCAGUAGAAACGUUCACGUUUUAUGACGUCACGGUGAAGGAAUGCAGCGUGGAACUUGUAUGUUAUUUUACUUAUUAGUAACUUUAUUUAGUUUGCAUUUCUUCUCCCAGUGUCUUCCCACGAACAAAGGUUCUCCCUUUGCUCGAAAACUUGUUUUGUGCUUGACUAGCCAUUGGCAAUUUGUCAAACUAAAUAAAGUUACUAAAUAAGUAAAAUAACAUGCAAGUUCCACGCUGCAUUCUUUCACCGUGACGUCAUAAAACAUGAACGUUUCUACUGGCUUCUGACUGUCUUUUCAACUUCCGGAAAAGACACUCUACUGAUUUCGGUAAUAUUCUUGGUAUUUUACAACAUUUCGUAAACAAAUUUUGCAAUUUUACUAAUUUUAAUAAGUUCUUUAGGGGAAUUUACUUUUUCUACCCCAGAUCCAAAAUUAGUCUAACAUGCAAGUUGUCUAUUCUACAUUGUAAAUUUCAAGGAAUUGGUCAACUCCAAAAGUAUUAUUCUAUCACCAUUUUUGGCGUCUACUGGGACAGUAGUCGCCAUGUGCUGUCGACAAGAAGUUUAGAUAUAUGUAUGUUUGUAUGCAGUGGACGGUUCACUUCUCCUGCGAACAGGCUCUUUGGUUAGGUUAAAGCUAGCGCAUCUACGAAAGUUUCCGAACUGUUUACGAUAAAUGGUUUUAUAUCAUUCGUCAUAACUCAAUGCCAAAUAAAUAUUUCUAUAGUCCGCCGUAUUCUCAAACGAAACUUUCUACACGAAAGCGCUUGAAUACAAGGAGUAUUUCACUCCUAUUGACUUGUGGCGAAUUCUAAUUCUGAAGAGUUUAGAAAUUAUUCAACUUUUUCUCGAAAUGAAAUACAGAGAUGACGGCAUUUGACCCCCCGUUCGAAAGGUUAUUUUAUAAGGAUUUCAACGGUGGUUUUCGUUUUAAAGGGGGGAGGGGGUAAAUACUUGCCGAGAUAUUUUAAUCUUCCCCACUCCAAAGUCGGAAAUGUAAAUAUAAACCGGACGGCAUUGACAUUCUUUGUUUUUGAUCCAUUAGACGCCAUGUACGCUAUAGCGUACCUAUUUUUGGUGAAGGCUGUCCUCUGAAUGUCAAAGCUCACCAUCGCAAGAUCUCGACCUGCAAGCGCCACGGAUUGGACGUUCAUUCUUCUUCUUCAUAGUGUUUUGCAAAACACAGCUUUUAUAUAUGGCAGACCAAUAUACCUUUCGCUCUUGGAGGUCGAGGUUUGGCAGUUUCGAGUUUUGCCUUUGAGAAGAUAACCAUUAAUUAAACUGGAUUUUUUUUAUAUCGGAAAGUGUAUAUAGCCUAAAUUACCCCACUAUAGUUCAAGCAUACGUAUACAGAUUGAUGGUCAGAAUUUUGGCAUGCAUUAUUAUAUUCUUAUUUCCUGGAUUUUAGUGGGAAAACGAGAGAGAAAAAAAGGCGGAUUUCUUAAUUUAGACGACAAGCAAUAUGAUCCAGAACCAGAUAUUUCGCCGUCUGAGGAGAAACGAGCAAGUCUUAAAUCCAGGUGAGACGAAUGUACCAAAGGCAAAGUACAGUUAUUUUUUUACAUUUAUUGCCCAUCGCACACAUCAUUGAUAAUUCCAAUGACAAAUAACAAUUCCAAUGUUUUUCAAAUCAUCAAUUGAUUUCCAGCCUCGUGUAAGACUCUCCUAUAUCACAGUUCAUCGUCUUAGACUUAGUCAUGCAAUAUUUUACGAGUUUUAUCUUAUAUAUAGUCAUGAUACAUAAAUCAGUUGAACAGUUACUUCCAAUAGUACUAAAUAUUAAAUCCUGAUUAGUAAACAUGCAAUGCAACCCCAGCUGCUUUAAAGUGCCUACAGUAUAUCACUUGUGGGACCUUUAUGGAUUUGAAAAGAGCGUAAAAAGUUAGUUAAUAAGUUCAAAAGAUUUUUUUGAUAGUGCAGUGACUUCGAAGAACUACUUACAGUUCCUGAGCCCCAGGCUCCUAUGGCUAUGCACAAUGGACAGUUUGGAAAAAGGCCAAAUUCAAUAGCCGUGUUUAGUCCUCAGGAGGCUGGGACUCAGGAACAGUCCAUUGUUUAAAGGCCUAUAUCCUCAAAACUAUUGCACUAAAUAAAAAAAUCUUUUGAACUUAUUAACUAACUUUUUACGCUCUUUUCAAAUCCAUAAAGGUCCCACACGUCAUACAGGCACUUAAAAAACCCAAUAAUUUCAAGGCAAUCACGUUUUUAUUCAUCUACAACAGGAGAAUAGACAAUCAUAUAAAAAUAUGCCCAUGGAUUCGACAGAGCGUUAAUUAUGUGGGGAAACAAUUUAUCUGCACAAAACAUGUAUUGCGUGCGCCACUUAAAAUCAAUCAAUCAAUCAAUCAAGUUUUUCAAUGGGGAAUAGACAACUUGCAUGUUAGACUAAUUUCCGAUCUAGGCAAAAAAAUGUAAAUUCCCGUAAAGAACUUAUUAAAAUUAGUAAAAUUGCAAAAUUUGGUUACGAAAUGUUGUAAAAUACGGAAAAUAUAUAGCCUUGCGAAGUUUGCAUAUUUUGUCCCCGAGCCGGCGGCGCGAAGCGCCGUGCGAGGGUACUAAUUCCCCCCGGCUAUUUACACCCGAGAAAACGAAAGCAUUAGCGAAGUCUAAAGUUCAUCAAUGAGCGCGGGCGUCGGUCACCAACGAUGGGUGGUCAUCCCCACUGAUCUCAAAAAUAUUGCGGACUGUCAUGAAUAACGGGCACUGAUUGGUCCAAUUUAAAGUUUGCAUUAUAACGACUGCAUGACGACAGCGAAAUAGCAAACAUUUCUUGAUUUGAUGAUUGAUAAAUUUCUUGCAAAUAUAUUUCAUUUUUGCUCGUAUUUCUGCAAGAUUUUGUAAAUUUCAAGAAAGAAAGGCCGAAAGAAUCAGCUAAAAGAAGGGAGCCGACGUUAACGAAGGUAAGUUUGUUUUAAAUAUUGAUUUUAUAAUGGCUUUAAAACCAGACGGCCUUUGCGUAUAUGAAACAACUAUAAAACAAAACAGCAUAUAAUUUCAUUGUAUCUUUAAUAUUGAUUCCCUUUUUUAUUAUAUUGAAUUUUUUAAAUAAAAAAUAAAGCAAAGUUAUUUGCAAGCGAGAAUUUGAAAUCAUUUUAUUGCAAACUCAAAGUUUACCGAUAAAGCCAUUUAAUAGUUAAAGGCAGUUUAGUUUUAUAAAGAACACUUUAAAACGUUUUGUGAAUUGUUUGUGGUUGAAUUUUACCUUAACUUGAAGCUUGUAUUACGUAUAAUUACAUACCUAACAUAUAUAUGUUGGGAAAUUGAUAAUUUUGUAAUUAAAAGUGAUAUUUUUAGGCGAUUUUCAUUUGUAAGAAUAUUCUUAAAAAAUUAUCGUGUUACCAUGACAACUACUUUAGAUACUUCAUGUUAUGAAAAUACAACGGUUUUGUCAGCAAGGCGAGGGUUUCUGCAUGCAUGUAUUUUCUAGUAUAUGUUUGUAUCAGCCUCGUACCCAGGCGCUAAAAAUGGGCACACUACAGUGUUUUUACAUAGAUCAGUGGCUCGAGCGCGCGGGGGUGCUUGGGGAGGUUGCAGGAAGCGAAGCGCCUGGCAGAAUUUGUAACAAACAUGGCGGACAUGAGGAUGCAAAUGAGGAAAUUGCUGUACUAUACUCAAUGAAAUUGAAAGGCCUGCCCAUCGAGCGUGACAUUUGGAAAAGAUUUUAUGUCCAAAUGAUCACUGCGUUGAUAAUAAUUAUUUUUCCUCGAAAACGGUAUUAUAUAUUUAUCAUUUUAGCUGGCGAGUUUCCUCAGGACCUCUCGAAAUUUUAUAAUAGAAAGUCUCCUGGUCAUGGUUUAUAUCAAAUGGUUGAAAAUAUGUCUGGUAUUGGAUGCACAUCAUGAAAUGUACUGCCUUUUUGCAGUUUGAAAGAAAAGUAUUCUGACAACAAAGCCAAAGUCAAAGAAACUGGCCAAGUUUAUAACUUUAUAUUCUUGAUAUUUUAAUAAUACAUUGAAUUUUAUAAAUAUGGAAUGUUGAAACUACUAUUUAUUUGUACUGAUGAUACAUUUUACCUCAGAGGAGAAACUUAACUGGAAAAUAUUUAAUGAUUGUAGGUUUCUAAAAUUUUGCCAAUAGAAGGAAUAUAAAUUAACAUGCAUGAGUGCUUUUUAGUAUGAAAAAUAUGGUGAAGAUAAAAACAUAAAUUUUAGAGCUCUAUUGUUGUAACUGGCUGACAAUAUUAAAUUAUAUAAAGCACAAACCAGACCAAACUAAUCUCAUCUCAUGCAUGGUUCACCUGUUG
Molecule: messenger RNA, 5953 nt
Organism: Paramuricea clavata
Lineage: Eukaryota; Metazoa; Cnidaria; Anthozoa; Malacalcyonacea; Plexauridae
Source: the annotation of a GenBank genome assembly